Molecule: messenger RNA, 5453 nt
Organism: Vollenhovia emeryi
Lineage: Eukaryota; Metazoa; Arthropoda; Insecta; Hymenoptera; Formicidae
Gene: plx
Product: TBC1 domain family member 4
Exons: 16
Coding region: 499-4383 (1294 amino acids)
Source: RefSeq, a predicted model, not a curated record
GCCGUGCUCCAAUACGUCAGUCAGUGUUUGCUCGGCCGUCAGCGAAGACGACGAGCGACGCAACGCGAACGGCGAAAACACGUUUUGCAAGCGCCGCGGUAGAACAAGAUCAUCGCCGAGGAUCGCGCGGAAACUCACGCGGAUUUUAACUACGGCGCGGUGACGCUGCAAGAAUAUAACAGUGAUGUAGUUCAGGCCUUAUCGCGAUUGACACCGCGAAGGAAAAUUCUCGACGGAAAGAUUCAGCGCGACCGCAAUCGUACUCGGCAGCCAUCAAUGGCAUAAAAUUGUUCGGUGGAAAAAAAACAACAGCGAAACCAUUUGUUUCCGAUCUCGGUCAAUGACGUUUCGCCGACCAGCUGAGGAGCGUGUUGUUUUACUUGUUGUACAAACAGGUACGGGGAUAACCGAGUGUAAUAAGGUGUGCAAAUUUAUUCCGCAUGGGACACCGGUAGAAUAACGCUAGAAGUUUGUUGCGCGAAGGAUCAGAAAGUCAAGAUGAUAACGGUACCGAUAGCAGCCGCCAGUCCCUACAGGUCUUACAGCGACGGCAGUAAAGUCGCUAAAGUGCCCUUGGCGAGGGCACCGGAAGCUCAUCCUCCGCCGAAUGCGCAAAUUUGUAAAGACAUGAAGGAACAUUCGGCAGCCCAACGAAUGGAGAGAGAUAAGGACUUGCCACAGCGGUCGCAGAGCAGCGCGGCUAGCUUGACGUCUAUAGGUGCCGAUAUAUCUCCGAGUUCUUCCCAAUUCUUCGAAGUGUUCUACAUCGGCAAAAUCAAAGUAUCACACCCGAAAGUACCGGAGUCGUUCAUCGACGACGCCCUGAUAAAGUUUCGCGUUCAUGGACUCGAAAAAUCGAGAUCGUCAACGAGCAAUCUUCUAUCGGAUUGCCAACGGCUGAAACGUCAAGCUUUGAUGUCUUCCAUUAAUAGUAGGAGAAACAGUACGGAAUCUACCGCCAGUGAAUCCGGCAGUAUCGAGAACGUGUCGGGAAACGGUAUAAUUCCAAGCGUGAAUCCGCUUGGAAUACCGCCAGUUUUGAGCGGGUCCGUGGAGACUUUUCCAAGAGCGACCGCCAACCCCGCAGAAAACGAUAAUCAUGAUGAGAAUCGGACGUCCGAAUCUUCCGCUAAUUCUAAUAUCACUGUACCUGAAAUUAUGCGAAACCGUGCAGCAUCUACCGGCAGUGUUUUAAGUGGCAGAAGAGAUUCUACCAUUAAAGGAAACGAUGACCACAAUCGCACUAUGGUUUUUCAGGUAGGGCGAUUCGAUCUGAGAUUGAUUAGUCCUGACAGAAAGCAGAUUCUUUUGCACAAACAAUUAAAAGAUGUAGCCAGUUGCGCACAAGGCGUGAGAAACCCCGAGCACUUUGGAUUUAUUUGCAAAGAAUCAGAUUACUUCAUCGGAUAUGUCUUCAAAUGCCAAUCCGGAUCAGUCGCGGAUGACCUUGUUGCAGCGAUUAGUCAAGCUUUUCUUACGACUUGCGACGUUGUAAGGAAGGAGAGAUAUCCUGUAUUUUCUUGCGAUCACUGUCCUAUGUACUGGUAUAAUAAAUUAUGCCAAGAAAUUGAAGGACAAAAUGAUAGAAGAGUGCAGAGUAUUAUCUUUUCCCGCAUGGAACUAUUGCCGGAGGACGAGCAGGAGAUUGUUGUGAGCCAGUAUAAAGGCGCCGAGGCUGCGGGCAACAUUGGUGCAAGCUCCUCGAGUUUACGAGAGCAAAAUCAAUUCUUAAUGCGACUAUUGCGUGCUCAUUGCGAGUCAAAGCAAGCUAGACAUGUACAUGAUACGGCUGAGAAUAGGAGUGAAUUUCUCAAUCAAUAUCUAAGCGUAGGCGUUGGUAGCACGAUAUUUAUGAAAGCAAAACGCUCUCUUACAAAUAGCUUCGACAAUCUUAUGAAGAGAAAAGGUUCGCGUGACGAAUUUGGCCUUGGUCCGCAAUUGAGGGAUACGAAUCACUUAAAUACGGGAAUACUUAAGAAUGACGGUCAUAGUCCAGAUAAUUCGCGACAACCGUCUAUAUUGGACAUUUCGCCGGAAUCCAGUAGACCGAGAUCGUUGCGUGUUUCGCCCGAACAGCAAAUAGUUGUAAAUAACGGGCCAAAGAGUUCCAUGAUGGACAUCUUUUUAAAAGUUGGCAAUUCACCGAAAACGUCCCCUACGGAGAUUGAUGGGAAUAACACGAUACAAGCCAAUAGUUCGUGGCGGCAAACGAUAUUAAACAGAGUUGUGACGCCGAAUAAAGAUCAUAACGCUACAGAAAUUGAAAAGAUCAAUAUUCUCAAGAAUUCGGCAACGCCUGUUAAACGGAGAUCAAAACAAGAAUUACGAGAUUUGUGGAAGAAAGCGAUCAAUCAACAGCUGAUACUUAUAAGAAUGGAAAAGGAGAACGCGAAGCUUAGAGAACGUCAAGAGGAGGCAACGGUAAAGAGGAUCAAACUCGAAUACGACGAGCUUAGUAGCUGUGCGCGUGAAGUGAUAGAAGUUUGGGAUCUUCUUGUUAGCAAGGAAUCGCGAGUCUCUACGAAAUGUGAUAAUCAAAUGCUUUUACAUGCUAUUAAGCAAGGCGUACCGAAAGGAAAAAGAGGUGAGGUUUGGCAGUUUCUAGCCGAGCAAUUCUGCUUGAAGCAACCGCCUAUAGACACUCAAGAAUUUCCAAAUUAUAAUACACCCUAUGAACUUCUCCUGAAGCAACUCACGUCUCAACAGCAUGCUAUCCUUAUUGAUUUGGGAAGAACUUUUCCAAGCCAUCCGUAUUUUAGUUCCCCCUUGGGACCUGGUCAAUUAGCACUCUUCAAUUUAUUAAAGGCCUACUCCUUGCUAGAUCACGAAGUCGGUUAUUGUCAGGGCCUCAGUUUUGUCGCCGGAGUGCUUCUAUUGCAUAUGGCGGAGGAUCAAGCCUUUUUCUUAUUGCGGCAUCUAAUGUUUCGCCGAGGACUCAGAAAAUUGUACUUACCAGAUAUGGCGGCAUUGCAAUUACACUUGUAUCAACUCUCUAGGCUGUUACACGAUCGCUUGCCAGCUAUUUACAAUCAUUUCGACAAACAUGAAGUUUCACCUACUUUAUAUGCUGCUCCGUGGUUACUGACGCUGUUUUCCAGUCAAUUUCCUUUAGGUUUUGUAACCAGAGUUUUUGAUUUGCUUUUUCUGGAAAGCUCCGAAGUCCUUUUUCGUGUGUCAGUCGCAUUACUAGAAGAACAUCAAGAUCAAUUGUUAUGUUGCGACAGCUUUGAAGAAAUUAUGGAGUACCUCAAGAUACGUGUGCCAGCGAUAGACAAACAAAGCUUAGAUCGCAUAAUGAAACGCGUAUUUUAUCCCGACUUGGAGAUUACAAAACAAUUGAACGAGUACAGAGUAGAAUACCAAGUGCUCCAAGAGGAAAUGUUAUCGGUGAAGCCACAAAUGGAGAAUUUGGAAAAGUUUAAAUUAAGAAAUAAGCAACUUACGCAAGAAGUUGCACAGCUUGGCGAACAACUUGAGAUUACUAUGAGCAACUUGCACAGGCUCGAAACAGCGCGUUCAAUGCAACAAGCGACUGUCUACAAACUUGAGUCUCAGAAUCGCAGUCUUGAGGUAACGGUAGCAACAUUAGGCGCGUUCAUUCAGCAAUUAGCGGAUACACGUGCCGAUAUCGAAGUCCCGGGUGAAGUUCGCAGAAUAAUCGCACAACUGAGUAUGGUCGAAAAACGACGUAAUGCUGGUACCAAAUCAUACCCUUUAAAAAUCAUCGAGGACAACAAACACGGAAUGAUAAAAAGUAAUUCGACUGGAAGAGAAUCUCAAAAUCUUUUACGAAAUAAUAGCAUGGACACACCGUUUCCUCUGAAGCCGACUUUGAGCCAACCCAAUUUAGCAACGAAAUUAGAGAAAGUCUCGUCGUUCUUUUCGAACUCGCACAAUCACAUACAGAGGCAACGCGCGCAAUUAGCGGCUCUUAGAGACGAGUAUUCGGAGCAAGCGGUAAGACGUAACAACGACGAGAAUGAUCCUAAAACAGUCAACAUCGACAUUCAAAUUACGGAUACUAUGAAUCUGGCAAACAAUCCGGCCCCACAGGAGGAAAAGAAUUUAAAAGUUCCAGCUACCAACUUGGAGAAAUCAAUAUCGUUACCAUUGAAACUCAAAUUAAAAUCGUCCAAGUCAGCAUAUGAAUUAGGCUCUGUAAAAAAGGUUCCCACUAGCAAACUCGAAGUUACAAACAACGAUUCAUUAACAAAUUUGACAGGAACCAUACAUCCACUUGAUACUUGUAGCGAUGUAAAUUUCCGAUUCAGCGGAACCACGAAACUGAAAUCUAUCAAACCUGUGAAAUCUAGUCAGAGUUGCCAGGAAGAUGGUAGUAACAAACAGAAGUCCGAACAGAACGCCGAUCCUUUAAACAGAUAACAAUUACUUUCAAAUACGUCUUCAAAGAGCAUCUUAUCGAAAAGAAUUUUCAUAAAAAAUAUAUACUUGAAACGAUACUGGUAAUGAAUAGCUUAAAGAUUGCACUCUUUAUACUUGACUAUUUAUUACCCUGUUUUUGAACAGGCAAGUUUUUAAAUUGGCUAAUUUAUGUACGAGAGAGAAAUUGAGAGAAAAAUUCUUCUUGAUUCUCGUUCAGAUCUGACAUUUGGCAAUACAUUACAAAUUAUGAGAGCAAAAUAGUCUACUGAAACAAUGUUGAACGUUAUAUUUGGAAAUCUCGCACAUGAAGGUAUAUAAUUGAUUAAAAAUGUUAUUUUCAAAUAUUUAAAACCAUACGUAGAGAUGCGCCAAAUAUUCAGACAGAUAUCAAAAUAAGGUAUUAAAAAGACACCGGUGACUAUCAUAUUUCAGAUUGCCAAAGGAAGUGCCAAACUUUCUCUGUGUUAGAAUAUAUUUUGUAGUAAGAUAAAAAUGAUUUUAAUUACUUAGAAAGAUGAGUACGUAUGUACAUAGACAGAUACAUAUAUUGCAUAUAUGUAUAUUUAUGCGUAGAUGUCCGGUUGCAUCAUUGAAAAAAAAUAUAUUGACAAAAACCAUUAAUAUAUAGGCUGCUAUGCACUGUAAGAUUCAAAGAACUAAGUAUUACUAUUUUUGCACAAAACGAGCCUUGUGAUAUCAGGGAUAGUUAACAUACAUACAUACAUACAUAUAUAUAUAUAUACAUAUACUCUUUGUUCUUUAUAGUAAAGUUUUACCAUCGUUGAUACAUGUGACAGUAGCGAUAUUUAACAUCCAUAUCAAACGUGUUAUAAAUUAGAGAAUAGAUAACUCAAUCUCUAAAGAGAUAUCCAAUAUUGACAUUUUAACGGAUAUUAAUGUGUAAUAGAGGUAUACGUAAAGAUGACAAAAUUAUAUUUUGUAGUAUUCGGGUCUCUGUAAUAUUUUAUCAGGUAGUUAUUAUAUAUACAUAAUUGUAGUGACAUAUUAUUUGUAAUGAGAUAAUGCAAGUAUAUAAUCAUAUAACAGAAAUAAAGAUAUUCUGUAUGUAA